This is a messenger RNA of Cololabis saira (Pacific saury), 4205 nucleotides long. It is a transcript of the gene aff3, whose product is annotated as AF4/FMR2 family, member 3. Gene Ontology annotation, cellular component: super elongation complex; nucleus. The record is from RefSeq and is a predicted model, not a curated record. Lineage: Eukaryota; Metazoa; Chordata; Actinopteri; Beloniformes; Belonidae. Gene Ontology annotation, biological process: regulation of gene expression. The coding region runs from base 118 to 3729 and encodes 1203 amino acids. The transcript has 19 exons.
GGACCCCCGCCGCCCCACGGACACGAACCGGACCGGCGACCCCGGCGCGUCCGCCAGGGGAGCCCCGCAUCCCGGCUGGCAUGGACCCCGCAGCAGGGCUCUGACCACCGGGGAACCAUGCCGACCGCCCUCGCUGCUGGCAACGGGAAACUUUCCAUUGUCUGCUUUCUGCUCCGAUGCGCUUAUUCUCAGGUAUCGAGAAGCCGACGCGUCAGCGGUGCCAGAGACACUCUCAAGGAGAUGACCCAGUCCUGGCCGUCGCAGCAGGCCCUGGCAGGUGACCACGCCCAGCGGAUCCUCUACAACUCCAAGGAUGCAAAGCAGUCAUCGGCACAUCAACGGCAAAGUCGCGGGGAUGUGCAGCAGCGGAUGACCCGUCACCCUCACGUGGCCCCCCACAAAUCGAUGCUCGCUGAUGACCUGGAGCUGAGCAGCGACGAUGACGACACUCAGAGGGCCAUCCACGAGUCGGCGUCCUGGGACCGACACAGCCUGUCAGCGCAGAGGCAGCACACACAUGGCAGGCGGGUGAGACAUUCCAGCUCCGACUCCUCGGACUCCGACUCGUCGGGCGAGUCGGGCAGCGCCAGCCCCGGGGGCGGCGGCGGUGGGUUUCAUUCCCGCAGCUCCAGCCAGAGUCCAGAGGUCGACCCGGAUCCUCCGUCACCUGCUGACCCGCAGCCGCCGUGCAGCAACCAGGAGCCCGACCACCCGUCUGCCACCCAGUGGCAGCUCGAUGAAUGGCUGAAAAGGUCCCGGAGGAAGUCUGCAGGCGCUGACCGAGAUCCGCCCCAGAACUUUCCGGGCCAACGGCCGUCUCCUGGCGCCCAGCGAGCCCCGUCGCCAGCCAGGUCAUGGGACAGCCGUCGGGAGUACAGCCCCAGCCAGAGCCCCAUCCCUAGCCCGCAGUUCAGCUACAGUCGCCACGGCAGCCCCCUACCCAGCCCCGGCUACAGUUUCUGCCCGAGUCCCAGCCCGUUCCCCAGCACCUGCCCGAGCCCCACUCCAAGUCCGAGGCGCAGCCCGAUCCCCAGCCCGGUUCCCAGCGUAUGUCCCAGCCCUUGCGGGAGCCCCGGACUCAGUCGCAGCCCGAGCCCCAUAGCUAGAGAUCCUCCCAAAAGCCCGAUUCCUACUUUACCUGCGUUUACCCGAGUUCGUCACAACCCCGAGGGUCAGAGUCCCAACCGAACACGUCCCAGCUUGACGGGUCACCCUCACAGGACAAAAGUCAGGCCAUGGGUUGCUCCGGCGACGACCACCAACACAAAGAUCCAGCCGGCACAUCAGCAUCAGCACCGGCCUAACGUCCACCGAGACCAAAGCCGCAGCAAGCCCAGACUUCCUGAGAACCACAAUUACAAAUCCAGACACAAACCGACCUGUGAUCCAAGCGCCAAAGCACCUGCGGACACACCCAAAGCCAGAGACGCAUCGCACCUUGAGAAAACCCACGGUAAAAGGUCCAAUCAGGAGCCUCGGCAUCUAUUUCAACAACGUAGCCCCACAAGAACAAAGCACCCGGGGUCCACUAGUGGGGCGACCAGCGCCGGUCACGGGUCGCAUCCUCCGCCUUCCUCUAAAGCUGCUACUGUUUCUCACGCUGGGUCCAGUUCUAGGCCCAGUCCUGGUCUGAAACACAGGUCCAAGUCUUGGGAGGCUCCGGCCCCGACCCCAGCACAUCCCAACCACUCCAAAUCUUCGCAGAAGCAAACCCACGCCAAAGUUCAGGAGGUGAACCCGAGAGGAGGGCGUCCGACCCGGGCAGAGGAGAGGAAACCCGGGAGGAAAGACGACGGGCACGGAGGGAGACGUCACGGAAAACCGGAGAGAAAGGAAGAAAGGAGGCUGGCGGAGGAGCAGCUGAGGCGUCCCUGGAUCCAAAGUUCGACGGAAGAAGAGGACGAAGAGGAGGAUGGUGCGACGGAGCUGCAGGGCGGGAAGGAGGAGGCGGUGAGAGGCGGGAAACGGAAGAACGACGAGCGGCCGCACGGAUGGCAAACGGCUCAGGCCAAAGAGAGAGGGCCGACCGACGCGCCGCGGCGCCACCUCCGAGACGAGUCGCAGCAUCGGAGGACCAGUAGAGGCGGGAGAAGUGAGGAGGACAGGGACUCGUCAGGUUCCCCGAGUCCUCGCAGACCGUUCUCUUCAUCCUCAUCCUCGUCCUCCUCUUCUUCAAGUUCAGAAUCGGAGUACCGAGCGCCGGUCGCCAAAGUCUCGGCAGACUCCACCUCUCACAGCAGAGCCAAUAAAAGGGUCAGACGGGACCCAGCUGGAGCCGACGGGACCAGAGCCAAGGCAGUGCCGCCCAGAGCGUCCGGCGCGGCGGCUGGCAGCGACGGGCAGCGAGGGGAGAAGCGGAAGAAGCUCUACACCCUGGUGCCAUUCGGGCGCAACGAGAAGUCGGCUCCGUUCUCCCAGAGGGGGCUGCAGAACCUGGUGGUCCAGAUAGACCUGUGUCUUCUCAAGAGGGUCCCGGACAGCCCCACGCACCCCCCCGCCAGGAAAACCUCGUCCUCGUCCUCCAGCAAGGACAACGGAGAGGCUAUGAAGCACGCGCACGUCCCCGACACCGCCAGCAAAGACGGCAAAAGGAAGCGCAAGCUGGAGAGCGAGGCGUCGUGCAGGGAGAGCAAGCGGAGCUUUCCUGAGGCCGACGACGCCUCGGGCCACAAAGAUUCCUCGUCACUCGUGACGGAGACGAUGCAGAACGGAUACCUGCAGGAGUUGGUGGACAGCAACGGGCCGGCGUCCCCACUGUCCCCCUUGUCUCCUCUCCCCCAGAGCCCCGAGACCAACAAGCCUACCUCCAGAACCAAGACGGCCGACCAGCAGAAGAACCGAGACAGGAGCAGGGACGCCGCCGUAAAGCAGCCCAAGACGGAGGCGGAGAGCGUGAAGGUGUCGCGGCAGCCGCAACCGCCGCCGCCCGAGUCCUCCUGGGGCCCCGCUGGUCACCAGGGAGCGCUGCCGAACCACAAAACCCCCCACCAUGCUGAGUACUACUUACACGAAGCAAAGAGGAUGAAGCAUCGCGCCGACGCCAUGGUGGACAAACUGGGCAAAGCGGUGAACUACAUCGACGCGGCUCUCUCCUUCAUGGAGUGUGGGAAGGCCAUGGAGGAGGGACCGCUGGAGGCCAAGUCCCCGUACACCAUGUACGCCGAGACGGUGGAGCUGAUCAGGUACGCCAUGAGGCUGAAGAGCCACGCCGGCCCCGGGGCCCGACAGGAGGACAAGCAGCUGGCCGUCCUGUGCUUCAGGUGCCUUGCUCUGCUGUACUGGCAGAUGUUCCGGUUGAAGAAGGACCACGCGCUGAAAUACUCCAAAGUGCUGCUCGACUAUUUUAAGAGUUCUCCCAAAGUGCCUACGACGCCGCCGUGUUGGGACGACCCUGUGAAGACUACUGCAGGACCCCCACCCGCCCUGUCCCCCAGCCAGAGACACCACCGGCGCGUCUCCCACACCGGCAGCACCGGGGGCUCCCCCGUCAUCAGCAUUCCCCACCGCAUCCACCAGAUGGCAGCAAACCACCUGAACAUCACCAACAGCGUCCUGUACAGCUACGAGUACUGGGAGGUGGCGGACAACCUGGCCAAGGAGAACAAAGAGUUCUUCAACUACUUGAAUACUUUGUCCGGGCCGCUGACCCUGCACAGCAGCAUCGCUCACGCCGUCCAGUACACCCGGCAGGCUCUGCAGUGGAUACGCAUCAGUGCCAAACUCAACUGACAGCAGGGUGAAGUGUCGGGAUCUAUGCAGCUAAACUCUUGAAUCCAGAGUGGGACCAGAGCGCGAUGCUCCCGGGAUGCCGGGCUCUGAUUGGCCCUCGUGACGGAGCGGUCCUGAUGACGACCUGAAGACUUGUGGAGGACUGAGGUCUCGUUUGCCAAAAAUACACUGGACCUCCAGGAACUCAGACGUGAAGAAACGUCUCCGUCUUUAUCAGGAUGGUUUUUCUCUCCGGGGCCAAAACGAAGGAAAAGGUGGUGAAGAAGAAAAAAGACUAAUUAAAACACCACUUCCUCCAAAGUAGGAACGUCCUCUUGAUGACUCUUUUCAAAGCAUCAAAUAUUUCCUCCUCUACGUUUUUACCGUGCAAUGUUUGAUGGAUUCUUUUUUUAAAGAGGCAUUAGGAGACGAAAUAAAGGAGAAAAUGUGAAGUCUGUGGCUGUUUUGAGUUCUGGAUGUGUGAAUGAGACGUGAGG